Messenger RNA from Dinoponera quadriceps, 1920 nucleotides. Its product is annotated as E3 ubiquitin-protein ligase MARCH8. The record is from RefSeq and is a predicted model, not a curated record. Gene Ontology annotation, biological process: immune response; protein polyubiquitination; antigen processing and presentation of peptide antigen via MHC class II. Gene Ontology annotation, cellular component: lysosome; early endosome membrane; late endosome membrane. Lineage: Eukaryota; Metazoa; Arthropoda; Insecta; Hymenoptera; Formicidae. Gene Ontology annotation, molecular function: ubiquitin protein ligase activity; zinc ion binding; MHC protein binding. The transcript has 6 exons. Bases 566 to 1486 code for a protein of 306 amino acids.
GAAAAAUGACACACACAGCCUGUUACGGAGGAAGGAAGGACAGUGCGCUGCGAUGAAGGCUACCGUUGGUUUUGUUGUUUCGCGUUCCGAGGCGAGUGUCACGGCGUGUCCUCGUGGUGAACGGUAUCGUGCGAACGUUACGUGUGCCGGGACGAGCGAGUAAAGCGCUCGUGCGAUCUCGCGCAUCGAGAAGACCCGAAUGUUGAGCUAUGCCGUGUGUGUCAUUGACUCAGGACGGAGUGUCAAAAUGGUGAUACGAGCCCGCUUUUUCCACGAUAAGUAAUAAUUAAACGCUCCCGGGAGCGACGUUCCGUCGACCGGCGGUCUCGUACAACGUUUGCCGACUUUGUCCUGCGACGAAGGGACGCGCGCGAGUGAGAACACAAAAGCUGUAUAUAUUUUGAUACUAAGUGCUGAAUAACGCUCGUAAGAUUCGAAUUCGGAGUUACACGAUUAUCCCAAUUGGCAUUGAGGACGCUAUUGGGGGGACGAUGAUCCGACAUCCAAGAUGUGUUUAAUCAAACUUACUCAUUAGUGAUUGUAUGUUCGCCGAGGUUAGAGAGUGAUGCCGGUUCAUCAGAUCAAUGUCAAUCCGCCUGACUGGCAACCACCUCUGUCACUUGGACCUUCCAGUAACACUAGCCCUGCUGGCGGGGAAGGCUUACCAGAAUGGACACCACGGGAAUCGGGUUACGCCACGGUAGUCACCAUUAUACCAGACCAUUGUCACUCAUCAGUAAGCACAUUGUCCUCAAGUAACCAUGAUAUUUGCAGGAUUUGUCAUUGCGAAGGCGAGGAAGGUGCCCCUUUGUUGGCACCUUGUUAUUGCAGCGGCAGCUUGCGCUACGUACAUCAGGCGUGUCUUCAGCAAUGGAUAAAGGCUUCGGAUACGCGCGCUUGUGAAUUAUGCAAGUUCACGUUCAUUAUGCAUGCCAAGACAAAGCCGUUUUGCGAGUGGGAGAAGCUGGAGAUGUCCGCGCUGGAGGUGAGAAAGUUAUGGUGCGCCGUCGCUUUUCACGCCGUCGCCGCGCUCUGCGUGGCGUGGUCGUUGUACGUGCUGGUCGAGCGUUCGGUGGAGGAGGCUCGACGCGGCUUCGUCGACUGGUCCUUCUGGACGAAACUGAUAGUCGUCGUGAUCGGCUCCACCGGCGGAUUAGUUUUUAUGUACAUUCAAUGCAAAGCGUACAUUACAUUGUGCAGGAAGUGGCGAGCGUUUAAUAGAGUAAUAUUUAUUCAAAAUGCUCCCGAAAAAGUGGUGCUUCCUCCUUCACCUACGGACUCUUUGAGAGAGGUGACGUUACCUUUGAAGGACCCGACUGCCUCGAUGCCCGAGCUCAAUCGCACUCUGUUACCCCGUACGAUAGAUCCUCCAUGUGCCUCGCAGCAGAUGGCGAAGCCCGAUUCCGCCGCGCCGCCGCAGAGGCACGACGCUCAACUAAAACUUUACGUAUUCGACAAGUUGUCCUCGUCCGAAGACAACCUAUAAUACAUACACACGCAUACACACCUUGGAGACGCGGCGAGACGGCCGCGGAUCGCCGUUGAGAAUGAAGAAAAGAACGAGAAGAAGAGGAAGAAAGAGGAGGAGAGGGGUGAUUAGCCAAAUUUUCAGUUCGAAGUAAGCGCGCGGGCGUGUCUGGACAGAACUGAUGGUGAUUUUAGACUACGUAUAAUUACGAUUUCGAAACUCGGAAACGGGGAAGAUCACAUCCUCGUCGCGAAGUCGUCGAAUAUCCGCCCUUAAACGAAACAAAGCACCUUUUUCCGAAACUUAGUUGACUUCAUCAGUGCUUACAGUGUUGACAAGUGGGGUAGGCAAGAAGUGUACAGUCAGAACACAGCUGGCGCUUUCUCAGACAAUUAUGUACAUAAUUAUUGUAUCUGUGAUGUUAUUAAAUAAACUUUACCAUAUUUAAACAA